Echinostoma caproni is the source of this 510-nucleotide messenger RNA. NCBI's taxonomy places the organism in Eukaryota, Metazoa, Platyhelminthes, Trematoda, Plagiorchiida, Echinostomatidae. The record is from the annotation of a GenBank genome assembly.
AUGAUUAGCGGUUCGGGAGGCUACAAAAGAGGUCUGUUCUCUAGUAAUCCUGGUGGGAAAUCAAGUGCGGCUCAGAAUGCCACGGGUGACUCUGCCACAAUCGAGGGUAAACGCAUCGUUGCGGCCAAAAUUGCCAGUUCGGUUGUGGGUGGUGGCGGAGCCCCAAUCCGGGUGAUCAAUGCAUUCCUACAGGUGCGAGACUAUCAAGGCUUGGAUCGAUACCUGAGCAAACACAAAAUCCCAACGGAUAUACUAACCUCUUCACUGCAAAAAGCCGCUAUGGCCUCUGAUAUUGAAGCGGUGGACAUAUUUGCUAAACACGGUGCCAAUGUGAACUUUGUGGAUCAAUUUGGUACCACUUUGUUGCAUUUUGCCAUGCGGGGCGGUGGAGAUGAGCAAGUGAUCAAAAGUCUCGUAGCGCAUGGUUUGGACUAUUCCACUUGGCGAAUGGAUGGAAUGCCUCUGUUGCACUGGGCUUGCAGUAUGGGCCUGCUACAACUGGUUCAGUGA